GUGCCGGUGACGUAAGGGGGUGGAAUUCCAACAUGGAGCCUGGGGCAGGACCAUGAAAGGCGAGCUGAAUGGAGAGGCUGAGCAGUGGUGUUACGAGCGAUCGCUGGCCAUUUUCGAUCGAAUUGAUCUCUAAAAACCAGUAUCGGACUUUGUUUCGCAAGGAUAAAGGAUAUUGUCGUGAAACACAUUUUAAUGAUAUAAUCAACAGUUCCAGAGAUUUAACCAACGAAAGAAGUGUGGAAGAAACUUCGUAGCAUUUUGUUUGCAACAAUUGUUAUUGUUCCCGUGUUCUGUAAACGCUUGUAGCAGAAGAGUUAUACUUUCGAGAUAUCCGGCGUCGUAAAACCAUUUUUGUGUGGAAUGCAAGCAGGACUAGAUUGUAAUUACAGUACUGGGAUGUUGAUUCAUCAGAUACUCCCUGUGAUAUGAAAGUUUCGGCGGCUGGGGACGUGAUCAGAUUUCCUGAAAGUUUCUGUUAUCUCGGGAUUGUCUGCAGCUGACUGCGUGCGACAUGUGCCAGGACAAGACCUGGCUUCAUUCUUUGCAACAAAGAAAGCCUCAGUUUGUGAUAUUAUGUAGAUGACUUGUUACGGCGCGUAACUGUGCUCAUCGGGAGGGUCACUGUGGAUUUUUUUUCAGCCCUCUUGGCCAGGGUACAUGCGGAGGUAUGGGAAACCGAGCUACUUGGCAAACAAAGGAGGAUGUCGAUUUGGCCAUCGGGCGGUUCGGCUAGGACUCGCAUGCCGUGUAAUCUGUCUGAAAAAAAUGGAAGAGGCUAAUUACAGCCGGCAAUGCAAGAUAUUUGCAACGUGACAGAGACUUGCGCUUUGUUUUUAUGAAGACUUUAUAUAGACCUGGUCUGUGGAGACCACCAGGCCAUGUUUAAACAAUUUCUAUCUGAACUUUAGUGUACUCGUUUGGCUCUGGUUGUGAUUUUUCGUAUUUAAUGACCAGCCUUCUUCCAUACUUUGGUCAGAAAAUGAAGAUUUUCUUCCAGCUCGUUACUUAUUUGCUUCUUGCGAGCGAGGGCUCCGUCGGAUCUUCCCACUGCAAGCUGUACGACGAGCGACCGAGGAGCGCCGGGAAGAGCGCGGAGCAGACCGGCGCGGCGGUCAAGGCGGUCUGCACCAACAUGGAGCUCCGUCAGGUGCCGCCGGAGCCGCUUCCCAACCGGACGGUGACUCUGAUUUUAAGCAACAACAAAAUCCAGGAACUGAAGAAUGGCUCCUUCGCCGGACUGUCGACGUUGGAGAAACUGGACAUCCGGAACAACGUCAUCAGCCACAUCGAGCCCGGAGCAUUCCUGGGGCUCACGGCCCUCAAAAGGCUAGACUUGUCCAAUAACCGUAUAGGCUGUCUGAAUGAAGAUAUAUUUAAAGGCCUCCCAAGUCUGACCAGACUGUAUCUCUCAGGGAACCUGUUCUCGUCUCUAUCGCCAGGAACCUUCAACGGCCUUGUCUCCCUGAAGGCGCUGGAGUUCCAGACGCCGUACCUGCUGUGCGACUGCAACCUGCGCUGGCUGCUGCGCUGGUUGAAGGAGAGGGGCGUGGCUUCCUUGGACACACGGUGCGCGUACCCGCGCUCCCUGCAGGGACAGGCGCUGGACUCGCUCAAACCCGACCUCCUUACCUGUGACUCCCCACUGGAACUGCCGUCUUUCCAGAUGAAUCCGUCCCAGCGGCAGCUUGUCUUCCGUGGUGACAGCCUGCCCUUCCACUGCCUGGCCUCGUACAUCGACCAGGACAUGCAGGUACUGUGGUACCAGGAUGGCAAGAUGGUAGAACCCAACGCCUCCAUGGGCAUCUUCAUCCAGAGGAGCGUGGUCCACAACUGUACGCUCAUUACCAGCAUGCUGACCAUCUCCAACAUCCAGCCGGGUUCCACGGGGACCUGGGAGUGUCGGGUGAGGACCAGCCGUGGGAAUAACACCCGCACUGUCCCCAUCGUGGUGCUGGAGAGUGCCGCCAAAUACUGCUCCGUGGAGACUGUGUCCAACAACAAGGGGGAGUUUCGGUGGCCCCGCACCCUGGCUGGGCUCACCAUGCACCUCCCCUGCCCACACCUGGCUCCCGGAGCGGGCCUUUACACGGGCUCAUCGGCAAGGGACCAGCAAGCAUGGCGCACUUGCGACCGACGUGGAUUUUGGGCGGAGGAUGAUUACUCCCGUUGCCAAUACCAGAAGGACGUCACCCGCGUCCUCUACAUCAUCAACCAGCUGCCCCUGAACCUGACGAACGCUGGGACCACAGCCCGGCAGCUGCUGGCCUACACCGCGGAGGCCGGCAACUUCUCCGACAAGAUGGACGUCAUCUUUGUCGCGGAGAUGAUUGAGAAGUUUGGGAAGUUUGCAGAGAAGUUCAAAGGUGAGACAAGCAGCGGGAUUCUGUUAGCCUCAGGUCGAUACAUUUGGUUAGUUCUGGUUGAUGACCGCGGUACGGCAAGGACCAGGGCGAGUAUGAGCUGACGGGCAUCUCUCUCUCCCCCGCAGACGUCCCCCAACAUCGCCCUGGAGGCCCAUGCAAUCAAGGCAUGCGCCUUCAAUGGCAUGACAUGCACGCUGUUCCAGAAGCUCAGCCCCGACCGGCCCCCCGCCCGCGAACUGGCGGGCCGCGAUCCCGACCUCGGCCUGGACCGCCAGCUCAGCUUCAAGUGCAACGUGACAAGCAAUCUCUCCAGCCUGGCGCUCAAGAACACUGUGGUGGAGGCAUCCCUCCAGCUGCCCCCCUCGUGUUUCUCCCAGGGCUCGGGGUCAGGCGCCCCCCCUGAGGACACGGUCUACAAGCUGUACCUGCUCGCCUUCCGGAACAGCAAGCUCUUCCCGUCCGCCGGCAACUCCAGCGACGGCAAGCGCAGGACCGUGGCCACGCCCGUUAUCCUCGCCAAGAUAGACGGCUUCCCGCUGAGGGGCCUCCGGAGCCCAGUCAACGCCACGCUGCGCCGGCACACCCACGGCUCAGACGUCAGGGCGGCCUACUGGAACUUCAGCCUGCUGGGGGGCCUGGGUGGCUGGGCGUUGGACGGCUGCCGGGUCCUGCGCUCCGACGAGAACUUCACCACCAUCUCCUGCGACUCGCUCAACAACUAUGCCGUGCUGGUGGACCUCAGCGGCACAGAGUAUGCCUCCUCCACUGUGCAGCUGCUUCACCCGGUCGUCUACACCUCCGCCAUCGUGCUCCAGCUUUGCCUCCUGGUGGUCAUCGUCAGCUACGUCUACCACCAUAAGUCCAUCAGGAUCAGCCGCAAGUCCUGGCACAUGCUGCUGAACCUGUGCCUGCACAUCCUGCUGGCCUGCACCGUCUUCAUUGGCGGCAUCAACCAGACACGCCACGCCAGUGUCUGCCAAGCCGUGGGCAUUGUGCUGCACUACUCCACGCUGGCCACUGUGCUCUGGGUGGGGGUGACCGCGCGCAACAUCUACAAGCAGGUGACUCGCAAGGCCAAGCGCUACGAGGAGCUGGAUGAACCCCCGCCCGCCCCCAGGCCCAUGCUCAGGUUCUACCUGAUCGGUGGAGGUAUCCCCACCAUCGUCUGUGGAAUAACAGCAGCGGCCAACAUUAAGAACUACGGGAGUCGGGCGAACGCGCCAUACUGCUGGAUGGCAUGGGAGCCCAGCCUGGGGGCUUUCUAUGGGCCAGUGGGCUUCAUGGCCCUGGUGGACUGCCUCUACUUCCUGAGCAUCUUGAUUCAGCUCCGCCGGCACCCAGAGCGACGCUACGAGCUGAAGGAGCCGUCGGAGGAGCAGCAGCGACUCGCCGGCGGGGCGGAGCGCGACUGUGAGGACCGGGAGGGCGGUAGCCCCGCCCCAGCCCUUUACUCCGCCUCCGCAUCCCACGGCGACCUGUCUGCGGCGCCGCCGGCGGCCCUGGAGAACGAGCAGACAUUCCCGGCACAGCUGCUGGGCGCGGCCCUGUCGUUGGCACUGUUUGCGGCGCUCUGGGGCUCGGCGGCGCUGGCCGUGUCCCAGGAGCGCCCGCUGGACCUGCUGUUCUCCUGCCUGUUUGCGGUGGCCGCCCUGUCCCUGGGAGCCUUCCUGGUGGCCCACCAUAGUGUGACGCGGGAGGAUGUGCGGCUCCGCUGGGCGGCGGCCUGCUGCCAUAGGAGGCGGGACUACACGGCACAGGUCGACACCCCUCCAUCCACCAAUGGGAAUGGAGAGGUACCCAAAUGCCCCAACAGCAGUGCCGAGUCGUCCUGCACUAAUAAGAGCGGACCUAGCCUCAAAAACCCCUCCUCCCAGGGCUGCAAGCUGACCAACCUGCAGGCAGAGGCGGCCCAGUGCAAGCCCCUCCCCCUCCCAGUCCCCGCCCUCAGCAACGGGGUCGGAGUCCCUCCUGACAACAGCCUGACGGAGCACUCGCUUGACAACGACAUCAAGAUGCACGUGGUACCCGUGGAGGCACCGUUCCGGCCCAACGGGCACGUAGGUGCCCGCCACCACCCGCCGCAUCCGCACCACCGGAGCCGGGCGCGGGCACAUCGGGCAAGCCGGCUGACGGUUCUGCGCGAGUAUGCCCACGAUGUGCCCACCAGUGUGGACGGCAGUGUGCAGAGCGGCCACGCCCACCGGAGCCGUCACCCCCAUGACAGCCACGCGCGUAGCCGCCGGGCCGCCUAUCUGGCGUACCGCGAGCGCCGGCAGAGCCUCCAGCAGCAGGACAGCAGCGAUGCCAGUGUCACCCUGCCGCGCCGCAGUCGGGCCCCGGACAAAGGGGACGGGGCUGGGCCGGCGGGAUGGGCGGAGCCAGCAGCUCCCCCCACUUCGGCAUCUAGCAAAGACUGCGUAAAGCAGCCCGUCAGCGUAGAGCUGGACGGCCCGACCAAGUGCUACGGCCUGAACCUGGCCAGCCAGAACGGGCAGGCGAAAAACAACGCGUGUCCGGCAAGCACGGAGGGCUCCGGAAACAUCCGGACAGGCCUCUGGAAGCAUGAGACCACGGUGUAGCUGUGUCGCUUUUCCCAGUGUAUCACGUGCUGAACUCCCUGAACUGUGAAUUACCCCCCCCCCACCCCACCACUUCAGAUUGAAUGACUGUGGGGAGGAAACAGAGCGUUUAAAAAGAGAGCCACGUAAACAUGUCCUGUGAAACCAAGUGACUGUGAUUGUUUAAUUGUUAAAGGCCUUUGGCAAAUUGUUUAUUUUUGUAUCUCUUAAUCUUGUUUGACAAACAGUUCUUGGACGUCUUAUACAUGAAACCGCUUGACCUUUUAUCGUCCGCUUGUACAUAUAAGGUUCCUUGGUCUGCUGCUUUUCUUUUGAAACGUGAUUUUGCAUAAUAAAGCCAAGGUCUCGUUCUGCCAGGUCCGGGCUGAUGCAGUGAAACAUC
Molecule: messenger RNA, 5324 nt
Organism: Paramormyrops kingsleyae
Lineage: Eukaryota; Metazoa; Chordata; Actinopteri; Osteoglossiformes; Mormyridae
Source: RefSeq, a predicted model, not a curated record